AUGGAGCACAAGGUGAUCUGUGUCCUCGCUGUGGUCCUCAUGCUGGCUUUCAGCAGCCUUGCCCAGGCCCAGGAAGAAACAUGUACCAUGGCCCCCCGGGAGAGGAAAAAUUGUGGCUUCCCCGGUGUCACCGCCCAGCAGUGCACGGAGAAAGGCUGCUGUUUUGAUGACAGUGUCCGGGGGUUCCCGUGGUGCUUCUACCCUCAGGCUGUCGAGAACAUUCAAGAAGAAGAAUGUCCCUUCUAA
Messenger RNA from Mus pahari (shrew mouse), 246 nucleotides. It is a transcript of the gene Tff1, whose product is annotated as trefoil factor 1. The coding region runs from base 1 to 246 and encodes 81 amino acids. NCBI's taxonomy places the organism in Eukaryota, Metazoa, Chordata, Mammalia, Rodentia, Muridae. The transcript is spliced from 3 exons. The record is from RefSeq and is a predicted model, not a curated record. Gene Ontology annotation, biological process: maintenance of gastrointestinal epithelium.